AUGACAACGUCUCCAUCUCUUAUCUCCACUCUGGGUAAACGUGAACAGCGUGAUGCGCUCGAGACAAACGACACGAAAAAGAAACGUACAAAGAACGAUCCUCUCAAGAAGGAUCUAAGCGACGAAGCGGCAGAAAUUUCAUCUGGUUCUCAAAACGGGCUGGAGCAGUUGCCUGUGUUAACAGAUGUCGUGCAACCCGUUGAAUUGAUCAUAACGAGCGGAGAAGCUACAGGACUGAACGCCGCAGUUUCAGCUACAGUCGAACAAAUUGAAGAACAGCUUCAAGCGUCACCACCCAAGCCACGCAAAGGCCGACGCGUCCGCAAGACAAACUUAGAAAAAAUGGAGAUUUUGGCUUUUGUCGAUCAAGGAGGCUCACAAGGAGCAGCUGCCGAAAAGUUUGGCGUAUCACGUACGGCAGUGACCAAAAUGGUUAAAGAACGCGUAGCCAUUUCUGCCCAAGCACUCAUGGAAAGUGCAACAAGCAGUCGAAAAGUAUUGCAAUACCAACACAAGCUGAGUGUGAUUGAAGAUAUGCUUUACAAGUGGCAGAUGCAGGUCGAAUUGAAUGCACCAACAUUUAAAGUAACAGGAGAAUUGUUGCAGUCUAAAGCAGUGGAAUUUCGCAAUAAGAUCUUAGCCGAUUAUUGCAGUGAACUGUCGGAUGAUGUUAUCAUGUCACUUACAGACUUUAAAGCAUCCAAUGGAUGGCUACAUCGGUAUAUGCAACGACGUAGUAUGAGGUCACUGUCGAAACACACACCAGCGGGAGGAAUGCUCAUUGGAUCAGACAGGAUGACAAGUGAUCAGCGUGUACAAAAGAUACGUGAUGUACUUAUGAAUAUUACGUCAAAUUGCAUAUGGAGCUUGGAUGAAUUGACGCUACAUCAUUGUUCGACAACGUCAAGACUUGACUCAGUUGUUAAUUUGGACGUACGUAGUCUAGCUCGGAUUUCCGUGGCAAUGGCAGUGAGUGCAUCGGGGGAAAAAUUGCAUUUGCAAGUAGUUGGAAAGGAUCCGACCCCCGAAUCACUAAAGAGUGUGGAUACAUUAACGACGUACGGAGUUGAAUAUCGCGAUCACUUUCGCGCUACCCAUGACGCACAAGCAAUUGCAACUUUUAUCCACGCAAUGAACCAUGAAGCAACAUCAAGGAACCAGGUGUGGUACGUGGUUGUGGAUAGCUGUACAACUCACAUUUCCGCGGCUCACAUAUUAAAUCCGUCAGGAUCGUUUCGAAAUGGUUUUAGCUUCAACUCAAUUGUGCUUCUGUUUUUACCUUCAGAAUCUACCAAAAGUGUGCACCCACUCCAUCAAGGCAUAAUGGAUACAUUUAAAUUACGCUUUCGUCGUGCGAUGCUCCGGACACUCCUUCAUGAGUACGAUCAAUGGGCAGAGGUGACGAAUCGGACAAGUGAAGAGGAAGAAGAGCUACAAGGUGAUGUUUUUGAUGUUCACGCUCAUACUCAUAUGCGUAACACACUGAGCUGGUUGCACGCGGCAUGGGAAAGCGUGCCUGCCAAGCUAAUUCGUAACGCGUGGACCUCAUCCUUAUACCUAUCUGCACUCGAACCUGGUGAAGUCGAAUAUGGUACAGCGCUUGGUAACGAGGAAGAUAUUUCUGCUUAUGCUGAGCUUGUAUCCCAAAUGAGUCAGAAGCCAGCCCUCCAGAAGGCACUUGGAAUUGAAUUCGUAAAAUCUCCUAUUCAACUCAUGACGGAAUUGCUAGAGUUUGAUAAGUGUGAAGUCACUGGAGAAAAUGAGGUAGUGAAAGACAAUGACAUAGUGAUCGAAAGCCUAGCUGCGCAAGGGCUUCUUCGUGACACACCGAGAGCAUCAUUGAUGGAAAGUAUUAAAAGUGAUGGUAUGUCAGUUGUCACGGCACGAGAGGCGACAUUGUCACUUAACCAGCUGCUGCAAUUUAUUUCACAAGAAAGUGACAAUUUGCUGACGCAGCCGGAACGACGAACGGGUCGUGCAAAUCUACUUAUUUUGCAGCGUCUGCUGCUUAAAGCUUGCGAGAGAGAACUUGAAGGAGAAGCCGCAACGGACUUCACAGUGUAG
Molecule: messenger RNA, 2064 nt
Organism: Plasmopara halstedii
Lineage: Eukaryota; Oomycota; Peronosporomycetes; Peronosporales; Peronosporaceae
Product: tigger transposable element-derived protein 6-like
Exons: 1
Coding region: 1-2064 (687 amino acids)
Cellular component (GO): nucleus
Molecular function (GO): DNA binding
Source: RefSeq, a predicted model, not a curated record